AUGUUCCGAAGAAGGGGUGAUAGAGAAAAGACAAGUGCAAAGGGAAAUGUUAACGACCCUUUUGGUCUUGACAUCGAUCCAAAUGAUUUAAAAUUUGACGAAUCUGCACUGGAAAGGGAAUUAGCUGAAAUGAUGGGUAGUGAUGAUGGGGAUGAACUAGAAUCUGAUGAUGAACCCAUGUUUAAAUCCAAAUCUACUCUUCCAAAUGACGAUGAGUUGAUUCAGGAGUUACAGUCUAAGUUGGAAAUUGAUGACGAUGAUGAUAGCGAUGGCGAUGAUAAAAGAUAUGAAUCUCACCAGUUCUCCUCCGCUGAAGAAACACACAAAACUAAAUCUGUUGCUCCUCCUAUUCCAUCAUCUUCUUCCCCUGUGACCAGCGAGGACCUUCAAACAAUCCUUGAUAGAAAGCAGGCAUUUGAAAGCGCUAUUCAUUCUUUGAGAAGUUCAAACAAUAUUUCUGAUGCUGACAAUGCAUGUUUGCGCCGAUACGAGCGCCUUCUAACAUCAAUUAACGCCAUGGCAACUAAAGCUCAGAAUAAUAUUCCUAUUGAUUUAAGUGAACUUCCACCCCCACCACCGCAAUCUCAGCCUAACGCUCAACCAUCCGAUAGCCAUCCUUCUCAGCACACCUCAACAAAGAGGAAGACCGGGGAGAAUAUAGUCUUGGAUUAUAUUACUGGCGAAGGCGGCAACAAAGUCUCUGAAAUACAGACGGCAGGAGUUGUUAAACAAUUGAAAGGUCGACUUAUGGAAUAUAAAGCUGCAGUUGCUCUGGCCCAAAAGGAGGGCAACAAGAGGCGUGAAAUUGAGCUUAUGGUCGCGGUUAAUGCCUUAGUCGAAUCUAUUCCUCAAAUCGAGUCAGGUGUAGAGGAAUUCGAUGAGGAUAGUAUGCCUCCACCCCCUGAUCAAUUCUCUCUUCCACCAGAUGUCCUGGCUGAGGUCAUUGGAAGUGCUCAAACGCCACCAUCCAACGACACUCAAUCAGCAACCCCUUCAGCACCGACAGUUCAACCUCAACGUGUUGACCCCGCUGUUGCUGCCCUGGCCAAAGUCGCUGCUUCUACUGUGGCUAGUAAGGAAUCUCUUAUGGCUCGAAUACAAAUGCUUAAGGUUGGUUUGGUGUUUGAAAUUGCAAUGAUUCAAGGUUCAAAUGACCUUCAAAAGCGAAUGUAUCAACGAGCAUUGGACAAUUACUCCAAGGGUCUUCGGGCUUUCGAAGCCGGAAUCAAGUACGAUUAUGGCGGACUUCCCCCUCUCCCUGGAUGUCCACAGUUCACCUCUGCAGCACCCCCUCCCAAACGUCCCUCGGCAGGAGGACCACCAGGAGUGCAGUCGGCCAGUUCCAACCCUUCAACAAGUGGAAUGUCUUCUAACCAAGCUCGUACCUUGGAACUCCUUCAAAAGCGGCAGGCUGAAUUACGUUCGGCUUCCGCACACUUCAAGUCGACUGGAGAUAUAGCCAAGGCGAAAGAGUAUUUGCGUCAAUCACUGGGAAUGAAUAAUAUGAUUAGAGCGGUGCAGGCAGGAUUGACUGUUGACUUGAAGCAACUCCCUCCGGCUCCCGGAGCUCGUGCAGUGAAUUCUUCAUCUUCCGUUGCUGGCCCGGCAAUUUCCAGUCGACCAGUCUUGUCGGGAGUUGCUUGCGACCCUCCGGUUGAGUUUCAAACGGCCUUGAUUAAUGCCGACAAUGAUCCAGUUAAAAUCUGUGACCGAAUAAUUGCUCAGUUGGAAGAACAAGUGAAGGAGGCUGAAACUCUCUCUAAGGACCACCGUGAAGCCGGCUUAUCCAAUCUCGCUGAUAAAUUCUAUGAUUUAGCUGACGUCUCACUCAAGUGGAUAUCUCUAACAAAUGCCUACAAGUCUCGCAAAAAGGUGCCCCAUUAUUCCUUUGAGAAGGCCAACCUCUCCCGUCUCAAUAUGAAUCCAGAACUUGGAGAUAACGUUCUUGAGGUGACUCCCUUGAGGGGAAUAUCAUUCCCUGUUCCACCUGGUAUUAGUGGACCUCAUGGAUUAGAUACUUAUGUCACUAUGGAACUACCUUUUCCCUCAUCUGAAAAUCCCCAAAAACACUCCACUGAAUGGGCUCGUCAUACAAACGAACCUUCGGAUUUUGGUGGCUAUCAAGCAUCGGCUAGGUUUGAGGUUAAUAGAAAGGCUAGAUCCUACGAGCGUCUUUUGAAGGGAGUUAAGGCACUAAAAGUCACGGUCUUUUACAAUCGUGGCUUACUGAAGAAACCGGCCCCAUUAGGAACAAUAACGGUUAAACUAACGGAAUUGGUAGCUAAUGCUACUCAUACUGCUUGCUAUGAGUUGAUGGAUGGUCGAAAAGCAGCUGGUGGUCUUUUGGAGUUGAGAAUAAGACACAGGACUCCUCUUGAGGGAACCAAAUUCAGUGCUUACGAAAAGCCCUGGAUAUCAGCGGCGGCUCUUCAAGGUGACUCACCAUGCGCACCUGACGCGCGCACCACAUUGGUCAGCAGUCAGCACUGCAUCCUCCUCGUCCUAGGCACAUUGGCAACUCAACUCAACGCAACUCAACUUUCCACCACCUGCUUCGCCACCACCUCCAUUGGACCCAUUGGAGGUCAGACGCGUUAUCCAUUGCGCCACGCGCCCACACCCACCCGCAAACUCUACUACUUCUCCCGCAACCAUCCCACACUCACUUUCACUCCCACUCCCCGCCUCUGUGCCCCACUUCCUCGCGCCAUUAUGAGCACUUGGAGGUAG
Messenger RNA from Rodentolepis nana, 2730 nucleotides. The record is from the annotation of a GenBank genome assembly. Lineage: Eukaryota; Metazoa; Platyhelminthes; Cestoda; Cyclophyllidea; Hymenolepididae.